Molecule: messenger RNA, 777 nt
Organism: Staurois parvus
Lineage: Eukaryota; Metazoa; Chordata; Amphibia; Anura; Ranidae
Source: the annotation of a GenBank genome assembly
AUGGACAGGAUCCUGGCUGACCAGAACUGCCCUGGGGAGGACAACAGAUGCCCCAAAGAGCCAGACUCCACUGAGCACCGCAAGAAGAGCAGGAAGCCUUUUCGGCGAAUAGCCAAACCACCCUACACCUAUAUGGCUAUGAUUGCCCUGGUCAUCCAGAAAGCUCCUGAAAGGAAGCUCACAAUAUUAGAGAUCUGUUAUGAGAUCGGCAUCCUCUUCCCUACCUUGAAGUGGGAUUAUCAGGGCUCUCGGAAGUCUAUUACACGCUCCCUCUACGCCAAUGAUUGUUUCAAAAAGGUCCUGAAAGAUCCGCUGAAGCCUCACGCCAGAAACAACUACUGGAUGGUGGAUGUGAGCCAGAUUCCCACUGAUUGCCUGAAGCGAAAGGAUAUGGCAUUAUCCCGAAAGUAUGCCUUCCCUUAUGACUUGGCUCCUUAUAUCCUGCAUGGACAGCCCUACAGACCUCUGGAUUUUCAUAUUUCAAAAGAUACUUUAAUCAGUCCAGAAAUGGAGGCCCCACUCCCAGUACAAACCCAACCCUUAUGUAUAGAUCCUGCCGUGUCCUUCCCAAUGUUAUGGAACCUUCCAACAUGCUCAAAAUAUGUUCCUAAUGUGGUGGCUUCUCCCAGAACCCACCCUCUCCUGCUUUAUUCCAACUGCCCCUCUCUGUCUUUGUAUGACAUGCCUUCCCCACACAAGCUCCACCUAUGCAGAGCAAAGGGAUGUCUAAUCUCCCAGUCUGAUGCCCCAAAUACCUCCCCUGCCAAGACCCUCUGA